This is a messenger RNA of Prorocentrum cordatum, 283 nucleotides long. Lineage: Eukaryota; Dinophyceae; Prorocentrales; Prorocentraceae. The record is from the annotation of a GenBank genome assembly.
GAACGGCCCGACGUACUGCGUCGCGCCCGUGGUGCACGGCGGGGCCCUGCCCGCCGCCGGCGACGAGGCCCCGCAGCUGGACCCCUUCAACGGCGACGGCAGCCGCAAGCAGCAGUACGACUUCUUCAUGGUCGGCAAAAACUGCUGCGACUGCCCAGGCGAGUUCCGCUGCGGCGCCUGGACGAGCCGCGGGACCGUCGGCGGCCUGCGCCAGCUGAGCCAGGAGGACCAGGACUUCUACAGGAUUGCCACGGAGCAGUGGCAGACAAACUACGGCAGGUUG